Messenger RNA from Procambarus clarkii (red swamp crayfish), 1184 nucleotides. The record is from RefSeq and is a predicted model, not a curated record. Lineage: Eukaryota; Metazoa; Arthropoda; Malacostraca; Decapoda; Cambaridae.
UCCGGCGAUCAGCUUCAGGCUGUGCUCGUCCAAGCUACGUCCAAGCUACUUCCAAGCUACUUCCAAGCUACUUCCAAGCUACGUCCAAGCUACGUCCAAGCUACUUCCAAGCUACUUCCAAGCUACUUCCAAGCUACUUCCAAGCUACGUCCAAGCUGCUUCCAAGCUACUUCCAAGCUACGUCCAAGCUACUUCCAAGCUACGUCCAAGCUACUUCCAAGCUACUGCCAAGCUACGUCCAAGCUACUUCCAAGCUACGUCCAAGCUAUUUCCAAGCUACUUCCAAGCUACGUCCAAGCUACUUCCAAGCUACUUCCAAGCUACGUCCAAGCUACUUCCAAGCUACGUCCAAGCUACUUCCAAGCUGCUUCCAAGCUAUUUCCAAGCUACGUCCAAGCUACUUCCAAGCUACGUCCAAGCUACUUCCAAGCUACGUCCAAGCUACUUCCAAGCUACGUCCAAGCUACGUCCAAGCUACUUCCAAGCUACUUCCAAGCUACUUCCAAGCUACUUCCAAGCCCAAACACAAAUUCAUCAGUUUAAAUAGAUAUUUUUCUCAAAACUGUUAUGUAAGAAACACAGCUGUUGCUUUUUUUCCAAACACUAAUUAUUUGUAUUUUCUUUUCAGUCCGGCGAUCAGCUUCAGGCUGUGCUCGUCCAAGCUACUUCCAAGCUACGUCCAAGCUACUUCCAAGCUACUUCCAAGCUACGUCCAAGCUACUUCCAAGCUACUUCCAAGCUACUUCCAAGCUAAUUCCAAGCUACUCCAAGCUACUUCCAAGCUACGUCCAAGCUGCUUCCAAGCUACUUCCAAGCUACGUCCAAGCUACUUCCAAGCUACGUCCAAGCUACUUCCAAGCUACUGCCAAGCUACGUCCAAGCUACUUCCAAGCUACGUCCAAGCUAUUUCCAAGCUACUUCCAAGCUACGUCCAAGCUACUUCCAAGCUACUUCCAAGCUACGUCCAAGCUACUUCCAAGCUACGUCCAAGCUACUUCCAAGCUGCUUCCAAGCUAUUUCCAAGCUACGUCCAAGCUACUUCCAAGCUACGUCCAAGCUACUUCCAAGCUACGUCCAAGCUACUUCCAGCUACGUCCAAGCUACGUCCAAGCUACGUCCAAGCUACUUCCAAGCUACUUCCAAGCUACUUCCAAGCCCAAACACAAAUUCAUCAGUUUAAAUAG